Babesia bigemina is the source of this 7074-nucleotide messenger RNA. RefSeq lists its product as hypothetical. Gene Ontology annotation, cellular component: cytosol. The transcript has a single exon. NCBI's taxonomy places the organism in Eukaryota, Apicomplexa, Aconoidasida, Piroplasmida, Babesiidae. Gene Ontology annotation, biological process: tRNA methylation. Bases 1 to 7074 code for a protein of 2357 amino acids. The record is from RefSeq and is a predicted model, not a curated record.
AUGGCAACACCGCCCAAGAAGGCCCACCUAGCCCUCAAUACGACCGACGGUAGCAAUGAAGCCGAAGGAAUCCGCCAGGCGCAACUUGGUAUGGGCCACGCCACCAGCAAUGAGUCGAAAGCGCCUGUGUUUUCGCGGUCACAGAGGCUGCGGCAGUCGCACACAGCGGCCAUCAAUGCGGCUACGGGGGAUGCGGAGUGGAGAUUUAAUCUGGAAGAAAUAUCGCACGAACUGCCCCGUGGCCAAAUCACCAAGGCUUUGUUCGAACUGGAGCAGUACAUUCGUGACGGUUUGAGCGAGCGCAAGUCACUUGGGAGCUACACACACACAUCUGAAGUCCUCCCGCGCGUGGGUUCGUAUGUCUUGGAGCUCUUCCUCGAGGCAGAGUGGCUGUGUUUGUCCCGCGGCCUGUCCAGCGCCUGCAUCUCCGUUCUGCGCACUCUGGAUGCCGCCGCACUCGCCGCACUCAUACAGCAAUCGCUGGCGAGCCGGGAAGAACCCAGAGCCAGGGAUGGACUGCACCGUAAGGUCUCCGACUUACAUGCCCUGGCCAGCACCGAAGGGCUGCUCAAGCUCAUGGGUGACGACGCGCUCCGGCUGUGCGUCAGGCUGGUGUCAGAGGUGGGAUUCGAAACCCACAAAAACCCCGAAUCGGCUGGGAUAGUGUCCGCGAGCGACGUGGUGAGCUACCACAAGAGCAGGAUUUCAGCCCUGAAGGCCCUCAACCUGCUCGUGCUCAACCGUGGGCCCCAGUCUCCCUGUAUAUGGCGGGAUGAGCCCGAGUUCGUGUAUAUCACCAACGCGCUGCGCGAGAUAUUGCGAGUGCUGGGAAACCCGUCUUCGGACAGAGACGUGCUGUGCCAGUGCGGCGUAUCGGCCAUCGCCCUGGCCCACGCUGCGUACUAUGCGGACGACUCGAAACGCUUUGAGGAUGUGAUUUACGGCUUUUUGGGCGCGCAUGACAAGAUGGCGAGAAAGUUCCAGGGUGACGAGGGCCAGUGUCUGAUGUCUGACGACGCUGUGCUCGGUGCGUGCGAGUUAGGCGACCCGGAGCAGCUUGUGAACCUGCUCAUCUCACUGCCAAGCUUAGGCUGCCUCUCGGUGGUUCGAGGAAUUUUGAGCUUCAUCUACAGCGGCGUGAGCAAGAGCGGUGCUCAGAGGGACACCGCAGGCGGUAACGAGGUGGCACAGCAUGACAAUUCCGCCACCCUACACGAACCUGAAUCGUGUGCGUACAACGACGAAUUCGUCGUGGAAUCGCUCUGCCGCUGCCACAAGGUUUUCAAGAUUGCCACGGACACCUGCCUCCGUGUGGAUGUCAACUACGCCACCCUACAAGGUGUACAGCUGAUGAUGUCCUUCAUCACCGGGCAGACGUUCCGUUGCGAGAAACUGUUUGCGUGUUUGUCUGAGCUGCCGGAGCUCAUCUUCACGUUCUGGACCCGCAAAGUGAGGCGAGUGUCGAACCUCGCAGUGGCGACCUGGAGCAAGCUCAUGGAGCUCAGCUUCGCCCUCGAGAAGACCGUGGGCGACCCUACCAUAACCAAGUACACCCAGACCCUGAUAAAGGCCUCGACCGCUUCAUUCGGCAGCAACCUGAAGCUGAGGUACCUGGCGCUGCAGAACUUGCUGAAGUAUGUGGGCCCCGAAGAGAUUUUGCGGAUGCAACCGUUCCUGAUCCCGCACCUGCUGUGCUCCCUCGGCGUCCCGGCAAUCAAGGGGUGCUCGACCGUGUUCCUCACCGAACUGCUGACGAGGAUUUUUGAGCUGAUCCAGAGCAGCUGCAGGGCGCACGGCGUGGCUGCUGCCGAUGAGCGCAAUGUGGCGUUGGUGGCUCUGCAGUGCCUCACUUACCCGACGGUAAUAGCGGUGUUACACUCGAGGCAGCUGGCCAUUCCGUCUCCCGCCAAUGGCAGGCUGGUGCCCACGCAGAACGCCUCUAGCGAGCAACUGGAGAACCGCGCGUGUGCCCUCGCCGACUCUUUCAAAAGCGUGUUCGGCAAAAUCAACAAGGACUACGUCUUCGAGAUGCUCAGGCUGUCCACCACCCACACCAAGUGCAACUUCCACAAGUACCUCAGCAGAGCGGACCAGGACGCUCUUGGCGAAUGCGGGGUAUACGUCGUGAAAGACCUCGGGGACCUGAACGCCUGCAUUUCCGAUAUACUCGCACGUGUCACUACCGUAUCGCACGCUGAUGCGGACGAGCGGAUUGUGCAUCUGGCGGCGCCUUUCAACUUCGCCGAAAGCAUGUGCCUUUGUAACGCCAGGGCCCUCAACAGCGUGGAUUUCGUCGAAAACAUAACUCUGGGCACCAGGCUGCAGGGGCUCAUCAUCAACGACUCGCCCGGGGUCUUCAAGUUCGACAUGGAGACCCUCGAGAGCUUCCCGCAGGUCAAGCUGUUCUACAUCCCCCUCGAGAAGGUGAAGGAGGGGCUGACGCACAUCAAGAGCGACCUGUGCCUGAACGUCGUCAAGGCAGUUGCGUGCUCUCCGAAGAAGAAGGAGCCGAUAAGCCGUCUGGAGAUGGAACUGAUGCUGUACGCGCUGCAGCACUGCAUGAGGACCUCGCUGCCCUCUUUCAGGCAGCACUUCGUGGCGGCGGUCAAACCGUUCAUCCAGCGGCUGCUGGCCAUUGUCACUGCGUCUCCUGCGCUGCUGGAAGAAACGCUAUCUCGCGGCGUGGAUCUUGCCCGUCUCGAAAACGAUAAGCUGGUGUUACAGGCGGGCGCCAGUGCCAGCAAUGGCGGCGCGGCAUCACCGGGUGACGUCAGGGGAACCGUUGCGCUGCACUGCGCCUACAUGAAACUCAUGAUGAGGGUGAUGGUGGCGACCAUCAACCCCUGCGCCAGCGAUUUCAAAAACACCACCGCGCUGGAGCUGCUGCACAUGACCUUCCACAUGCUCGCGGAGGCUGGGGCGUCCGUUGUCAACAUGACUUCGCUCUUCUGCGUGGACAUCAUCGCGCCGCUCUACAUGGCCCUGUUCUACAUGUCGACGCGCCAGCAGGAGCUGAUAAUGAAGACCCUGCUGGUGGUGCCGUCGUCGCUGUUGCGGCAGGCGCUCACAGUCUACCACGGAGAGGGCACGCUGCAGUACAUGGUUAAGAAGGCAGCGGCUUCCUUGUGGAGCGUGAAGACCGUGCCCUACAUGGCCGGCGCUAAGGCGCUUACGCUGCUGCUCAGGGGACUACAGUUCAGCCAAAGUGUCAAGACGGCACUUGGCACUGGCGACCUGUACGCCGCAGUCCACGUGGACGAACCAGGGGAGCCCGAAACGGAACACGAGGCCGUUUUGUGCGUUCUCGAAUUCUUCUCGCAGCGUCUGAAACGGGUCUGCGAUAGCUUGGACGUCCACAUCAACGUGAAUGACGCGGAGAGGGCGUCGUGCCCCGCUGGGCUGCUCUCUCUGCUCUCCCACUACAUGAGCUCCACACCGGUGCAUGUCUACUCGAAGGUGGUCAACACCACCCGCUUCUCCGACAUCGUCGGCGCCUUGUACGAGAACCUGAAACGAAUCGCAAGCCACAUCCUCAAAUAUGUAGGCAGGGAAUACGGCCAGGAGGAGGGCAGCAGCAAGGACUACAAAAUCGAUUGCAGGGGCCACCUCGUCACCCAGCAUCGUACCUAUGACUUCACGUGCACCGCCGAAUUGGAGAAGAACUAUCUGGACUGCACCGUCUGCUCGGGCGACUUCAAAUGCACCGAACUGAGGUUGCCGUCCACGCCGAAGUGCUCGGUCCCCGACGACAGCAACCUCCGGCCGUUCACCGUGCUGUGUUGGAAGAGCGUGUUCGAAUUCUGCAAUGCGAUGCGGUCCAUGCUGCAGUGGAUUCUGCCGCAGACUGUCAACGGCGCGAUCGCGCUUGACGUCAUAAGGAGCGCCGAGGGCGAGGACCCCGGCACCAACAUCCCGCUGUUCUACGACAGGAUCGACGACAUCGGGCGUUACCUGAUAGAAGCGCUCAUGUCGUGCCGCCACUUCGGUUGCACCGACGCCUUCGGCGACCUCAUGACGUGGAUAUGCAAGAAGCUGGUCAUCCUCGGGCUGCACCGCCCGCUCAAGGAGUGGCUGACCGUGCUGCUCGAUCUGAUAAAGGGGUACACCGGCAGCGACCGGCAGUACGCCGAGCUGUUCGUCAUGCUGCGCGACUCUCACAGGAGGUCGGAACCCAUCGCACGUUCGUUCACCUCGAUCCUCAAGGCCGAGAGCGACAGGCACAAGCCGAUCCUGCUGCCGCUGGUGGUGGACACGCUGCUCCAGCUGACGAGCACCGAACGCCCGCUGUACGGCGACUCUGACAACGAUUUCACCGCCGUUGACAUCCGCAUCCACUCCCUCAACAUCCUGUGCGCCCUCUUCCGGUGCAAGGAGCUUCGGUGGUCCAACAACAUCCACGCGGGCAGCGCGCUGUGCGCCAGCCUCCGCAACAUGGCCCACGGCGAUUGGUCGGUGCGCAACUCCGCGUCGCUCCUGUUCUCCUCGGUGCUCCACCACCUCGCGGGGAGCGACGUCAACCUCGCAUCCACCGACGCCCUGCUCGACCAAAAGCUGUCCCUGUGCAACAACGCCGAGCUCUCCAAUCAGCUGAACCGGAUCCUGGUUUCAGUCAAGGAGAUGACCGUGUACAGCUCGGAAAGCUAUGAGGACCUCAACCCGACGCCAGAGUACUCUGCUCUUUACCAGAGCUCGGCGUUCGUGUUCAACUUCCUGAGCAGGAUCCCCAUGUACUCGUUCCCGCCGGACGUGGCGUUCACGCUGUCGGAGAACGUCGCCGCCAUGCUGUACUCCACAAACGCGUCAAUUCGUGUCAUGGCUGCCAAGAUCCUCGCCAAAAACUGCAUGGACACCUCCCAGAUGAACAUACGCACGCUGCUGGUGCAGAGCUGCGUGUGCAUUCUGGAGGAAGCUGGGCGCAGCAACCACGUCAACGGGCGGCUGAUGCUCAUAACGGAAUGCCUCGAGCUCAUGAUCGCUAACGGGUUACACGACGUCUGGGGCCCGUCGACAAGCGAAGAAAACACCCUGCACCAGCUCGCGGAGGUAGAAAGGCUAAUCUCCACCGGAUUCAUAAAGAAUCUGAUCAGCGUUGUGAACGCAAAGACCCCGGCUGAGGGCCUGCUGAUCACCAUGUACGCCGUGCUGAUAACCGCCAACUGCUUCGAAAACGUGCUCCAGGUCAUCAUUAUCAUCGAAAAGAUGUGCCUGUUGCACGGCAAGGCAGCCGAUUUCGACGAGAUGGCAUCGUAUGUGCAGCCUUCAUCCUCGCUGGAAACCUCACGGAUGCUCCACUGCAGCGCCGUGCUGGCGCUGGCGGCCUCUUACCUCAUAGGUGAGGACGUGCACCAGCAGUGCAUCGCAACCAUACGGACGAUGCCACGGCACGUACCAAUGCGGAACGUCAAGCUGGAGUCGUUGUUGAGGGCGUUCCCCGGUGUCACGGUUGACGGCAUGACCAAGGUCAGGGCCGCCUCGGCGCUCGUGAACUCCACCUUCCUGCUCAGCAAGGCGGCGCCGCCGGUAAACGGCAAACUGGAGGCCGAUUUCACGUCGUUUGUGCAAUUCAUUGCGCACCUGUUGCUCGCGCUGCAUGGCAUGACAUCGCAUCAACGGGCCCUGGAGGCCGCGCUGGGUCGAGUGGCACACCUCUUGGAGCAUCCGCAGCUGCUUCGCUGCAAGCCCGAGGGCCUCGCUCGGCUGUGGGAGGUUGGUAUGCACAUCUUGUCCACCGAAUCGCAUUUCUUCAUUUGUAUUUCGACGCUGCGUCUCUUCAAUGCCAUAGGGCAACAACACCUCCGUGAGCACACCGCCGCCAACGGCCUUUUCGACGAGCGGUGGGCUGCGAAGUUCUUGUCCGUCGCGACCGAACGCAUGAUGUACAACUCCGAUUACGUGGUCGAGGCGUGGAAGGGCUGCCACCUCUACGCCCUGCUCAGGCAGGGCAGCCAGCCGGUUGACGCGAGGAUAGUGCAGCUCGGGGCUGGCAUGUUGCUGAAGAUGGUCGACCCCGGCACCGACGUCGCCGUCCGGACCGCAGCCGCGCACUUUUUGGAGGAGCACGGGAUCCCCCGAUUGCAGCGGGGCCCCGAGGCGCAAGGCGCCACGGGAAUGUAUGGCCUGCACGCGAUUGUGGCGCUGUUCGUGAUGCUACAAGACGAAACUGAAAACGUGCGCGCCAUGGCCGUGUCUGCGUGCUCCAAAACGCUAGCCGCCAUGGACGGAAGCCACAUGUCCUCCAUGAAGGCGCACUUGUGCAUGGAGCAUCUGCUGCAGUACGCGCUGGACACGGUACCGGUGGCGUGGCUUGUACGCCUGUUCGAGCAGCUCACGAUGCUGAACAAGGACCUGUACAACCAAAUCAACUACAAGCUUGAACUGCAGCAGCAGAGCGUCCAGAGGCAGCGCCUGUGCCUCACCACGUCCGAGAUCGACUCCACGGCAGGGGAGGCCGUGUCGGACAUCACGACGCUGGCGGAAAUGGACACCGUGUUCAACGUGGAGCCGCAGAACAUGUACACGGAGACCCUGUUGUACAUGGUUAACGUGGACCGCCUGCUUUGCAGGCUGGCGAGCGCUUGCGUCGCCGGCAGCAGCCCUCCCACCGCACACGCCGACAAGCUGGCGACGCUGCACCAAUUCCUGGAUGACAACAGCAAUCGCAUUCUGCGCACCUUGACAGGCCACUUACUCGACAACUACGAGGUAAGUCAAUCCCUCUACUUAUCGCAUGGCACUCAGAUCGACAUCAAGCAGGUACCACAUGCGGCGGCACUCGCACUGGUUGCCGACCCGCUGGUCGUGUCAUGCGGUGUGGCCGGGUUCGCAAGGUCGUGCCUGUACGUCCUGUGGCCGGCGACGGAUGGCGCAAACGGCCAUGUUAGCGCGAUGUGCGGCGGCCAUUGGGAACGUGUCAACACGUUCAGGCAGGUCCUCGCACUGGCGGGGAAGGUAUGGAACGCCCAGGUCACUGAGGUCGGCGGUAUGAUUGAAAGGAUCAGAAGUUCGGGCAAAUGCGAUAAACGCGACACCGUUGCGGUGCUUGAGAAACUCGCGCAGUUCCUCAGCCUAUUCUAG